Messenger RNA from Wyeomyia smithii (pitcher-plant mosquito), 3710 nucleotides. RefSeq names its product alpha/beta hydrolase domain-containing protein 17B-like. The transcript has 5 exons. Bases 571 to 1437 code for a protein of 288 amino acids. The record is from RefSeq and is a predicted model, not a curated record. Gene Ontology annotation, biological process: protein depalmitoylation. Gene Ontology annotation, cellular component: plasma membrane; endosome membrane. Gene Ontology annotation, molecular function: palmitoyl-(protein) hydrolase activity. Lineage: Eukaryota; Metazoa; Arthropoda; Insecta; Diptera; Culicidae.
ACGUCACUCGUGUGGACGAUUUCGAUAGAAAACGUAGAAAACUGCAAAAAGUCAGCCAGCAGCAAACUGGAAGGGAGUGUGUGGCAUUUUUGUUAGGAAAAUCGAAAAAAAUAUAGUGUAGUAAAAAGCAGAGCUGCGUUUUGUAAUAAUUUGCUGUAUAAAAAGUGCACAAUUGUGAGCAAAUCACGAUCGUACUGGGAAUAUUGUUGAAUUUGCCACCGUGUCUAGUGUCGAAUCCAUGUUAGGCUAGCCCAGCAGGAGUCAAUCCAUUGUGUUUCGUGCGAAAUAGUGUGAACGGUCAUAUAUUUUUAAAGACAGCAAAUACAGUUUGCUACAAGGUUUUUUUUUCUUCGAAACUGACGUUCAUUACUUUGCCAGCUUUUGUAGACUGUAGUUUUUGUGUUUAAGAAGGCAUUCAAGCUGGAACGAGCAACCGAAUCAAGUGUUACAGCGACAGCUUGCAAGCUCGGAUCCGAAGGAACCGUUUACGGUGAGUCCGAGUCUGGCACGGCGGGUGUAGCGGCAACAGUGGCUGAUUCGACUGGAGAAGUGUCCGAUAACAAGAAGAAAAUGAAUGGUCUUAGCUUCAGCGAACUUUGCUGUCUGUUCUGUUGCCCUCCCUGUCCGGGAAGGAUCGCCUCCAAGCUGGCAUUUCUUCCACCGGAGGUGAGCUACGAGUUGAAAGCGGAAGAUGCAGCCAACAGUAAAUUCACCCUGAAUCUGCUCGAACGGGCAGACUGGCAGUACGGCGACCGAGAAAAGGAGUGCUUCGAGGCAUUUUUCGCACGGUCCUCGAGGGGGAAUCGAAUUGCCUGUCUAUUCGUCAAGUGCAGUACUAAUGCUAGAUUUACGCUACUAUUCUCCCAUGGCAACGCGGUCGACCUGGGUCAAAUGACGAGCUUCUUUAUCGGGCUGGGACAGCGGAUAAAUUGCAAUAUCUUUAGUUACGACUACUCCGGGUAUGGCAUGAGUACCGGGAAACCUACGGAGAAGAAUCUGUAUGCCGACAUCGAUGCUGCCUGGCACGCCCUUCGAACCCGGUAUGGCAUCAGUCCAGAGAAUAUCAUCCUAUACGGACAGAGUAUAGGGACGGUCCCGACGGUGGAUCUGGCCAGUCGGUACGAGGUGGGUGCGGUUAUCCUACACUCACCGCUCAUGUCGGGAAUGCGAGUAGCUUUCCCAGCUACGAAGCGAACCUGGUUCUUUGAUGCUUUUCCUAGCAUCGACAAGGUUCCCAAGGUGACGUCACCGGUUCUUGUGAUACACGGUACCGAAGAUGAGGUAAUAGAUUUUUCCCACGGCAUGACCAUAUACGAAAAGUGUCCCCGUGCGGUAGAACCGCUGUGGGUCGAAGGUGCCGGACACAACGAUGUCGAAAUGUACAGCCAGUAUCUCGAGCGACUGAAGCAGUUUGUGUCGGUGGAACUGGUCAACUGACAAAAACUUAACAAAGGGGGCGGCGGUGGUGGUGGCGGUGGCGGUGUCGCAGGCGACGGUAGCAGCGGCGACAGCAGCCGAAAGAAAACCAACUCCGAUAAGGAAAAGCAGAAGAAAAAGAAGGAAAAAGACAAUGGGAAAACCGCUCCUGAAAUGCCAGAAGACGAUGAGAUUGACGAUGAUUUUGCGACGGAUGAUGAAAUUUUGAACGCAUCGAUAACGAUAAGCUCAAACUCAACGAAUGUGUCGACGGGUGAAAAACUUCUCUAGCAUCAGGGGUCGGACGCUGGUAGCGAGUUUAAUCUUGCUACCAACGUCCCUGUCAGUGUUUCGGCUCCUUCCGCCGCAGCCGCCGAUAUAUUUCCAUCCUCCCUUUCCUAUAACCCGGAGGAUAUUGACAACAAGCGGCAGCUCAACAGCAGCAACAACAACAGCAAACGAAGCUCCGAUUCGGCUCGAAGCGGCAACACCAAAGCUACCGUACACAUCAACGGGGUUACGAUCGAUCAUUUUCAGCAGAAUUCCGAUGUAGACGAAGAUCGUGUCUCGGCGGUGAUGGCCGGUGACAAGGCCGCAGCCGACUGCGGUAACAGUGACGUGCAGGGGUUUAUAUCGUACUCUAGCGACAGCAGCAUGAUCGAACUGAAUCUCAAGUUUAAGAAAUGCGCCUGCAACGAAAACAUAAUCAACAUUUCCAAAGAGAACUUGCAGCGUCAUGGGGAGCCGCAACGAAGCGCGAAACAAUCCUCGCUGGAUAUCGAAACUGUCCUGUCUGCUGCCGCUUCCACCACAUUCAGCAAAGAAGAUUUGAUCUGAUUCACCUUAUUGCCGUCCCAAGUAGUAGAGCAAACAAACACUAGAUACGACCACGUGGUGCGGACUCGCACUACAGAGUAGUUCAGAAAAUAGUCAAAUCGACACGCACACGUGUUACAAAAACAGACGAAGUGUACGGAUGUACCGCGACUAAAACUCUUCCCCCGUCGAAUGCUUCCCGAAAACCACCGUAGCGAAUCGAAACCAAAUCCAGAGAAUCCCUUAUUUUACGCCACAGAACUUGUAGAGAUCUGUUGGUGAAUCGGUACCAAACCAACUUUCUACAACUAUACAUUCCCUUCUUUUGCUUCUCUAACAAAACGAAACUGCACAACUGUUUAAGGCGAUUUGGAAACUCAUAGCAUUUAUUCGCUAAGGAAAUACUUAAAUACUUUAUUCCAACUGUCAUCGAUUGUGGUUGAGCUAAAUAGUCUGUAUCGUAAGAAUAGCGAACGGUUUUUAAGCACAGAAAUAAUCUUCCCCAGGAUUACGAUUGAUUAUGCAGGUUUCUUGGUAUAUCUUUCCAUGAUAAAAGUAAUGAUAAAACAAGUGCAUUCGGAUACACAUAAACCAAAAAGCAAGAAUCGCAUCUAAGAAUUCGGCUAGCUGCCCACCUUCCUUAAUCACAAAAAUGGGACUGUACAAAAAAGUGACUGUACUAAAAUACAAAAUAAUUAGGACACUAUCUCUCACAACAUUCUGUGUGAUAAAAUGCAAAAUUAUCACAACUAAUGCUGGCACUGAAGCAUAUAUGAAACCAUAGCAAAAUGUUGAGCAAGAUAAAUCAAUCGUUCGUCGUAAGCUGAGUACUGCGAAAAGUCUACUCACUAUUAUGGAAUAAAUACACACAGAAAAAUCUCUACGCGUAAGGUAUUCAACUAGAAAUAAUCUCAUUUGAAUUCGAAUUCUUUUCCAAGAACAAGCAAGAAGCAACUAACUAUACCAUACAAUAACAGAACAAAAAAAUAAAAGAAGCAACAAAUACGCAACGCAAACCACAAAAGACCCACAUGUAAGGUUAAUUAAUCGAUAAAAUUUUCCCAUUGUGAUUAUCGAUAACAAAAAAAAAGCCACGAACUGAACAAAAUCGUGCGACUGUCUUGUAGAAAUACCAAUAUAUUUAUUGUACUCUAGAACUGAUUGUGCGCAAUGGCGAAUGUGUGUUCACGAGUGUACCGAGCGAAGCAUGAAUGGUUUAAACUAAACGUAGUGCAAAACAUAUUUAGCAAUCGAUUGUGAGAAGUAAGGUUUUCUUUUAAAUAAAACAUUUGUUUCUUAUGCAUUAGUCCCGCAAUCCAAAACAAAACAAAAAACUACCCCAAAACCAGAUUAUUACGAUUAUUCAAAGUAUCAAAGUAUAUUCUUAGUUGUCAGUUGUAAGAAAGUUAUACAAGCAAAACAAAAACAAGGUACGUGUAAGGAAAUUAUAAUAAAUCAAUUGUUAUAAGUAAAAGUCA